ACAUGGACCUUAUAUAGCCCUUGAUUCUAAAGGUUGAAUUUUAAUCUUCGAAAGUCGACAUACACGUCCCUAUACCCAUGCAUAAACGUACUAGCCGAAACGGAACUAAAAUAUCUGCAUUAAAGUGGUUAACAUAAAUUGGUUUCUGACUGGAUCAUCAAAAUGCAUUUUCUUACAGCUGCUGAAGUCCGCCAAGCCUACUUGGACUUUUUUAAGGAGAAAAAUCAUAUUUAUGUGCAUUCAUCCAGUACUAUUCCUUUGGAUGACCCAACGCUGCUUUUCGCAAAUGCUGGAAUGAAUCAGUUUAAACCUAUUUUCUUAGGAACAGCAGAUCCCAAUAGUGACAUGUCAAAGUGGCUUCGUGUAGCCAAUAGUCAAAAAUGUAUUCGUGCAGGUGGUAAACACAACGAUUUAGACGAUGUUGGUAAAGAUGUUUAUCAUCACACGUUCUUCGAAAUGUUGGGAAAUUGGUCCUUUGGUGAUUAUUUCAAAAAGGAAAUAUGUGCCUGGGCUUGGGAGUUUUUAACGGAGCGAUUAGGAUUGGAUAAGGAUCGAUUGUAUGUGACGUACUUUGGUGGAGAUGAAACAAGUGGUUUGGAGCCAGACUUAGAAUGCAAGCAAAUAUGGAUGAAUUUAGGAUUAAAAGCUGAACAUAUCAUACCAGGCAAUAUGAAAGAUAACUUUUGGGAAAUGGGGGAGACGGGGCCUUGUGGUCCAUGUUCCGAAUUACAUUUUGAUCGUAUAGGUGGUCGUAGUGUCCCCGAGCUUGUAAACAUGGAUGACCCCGAUGUAUUGGAAAUAUGGAAUUUAGUCUUCAUUCAAUUUAAUCGAGAACAAGAUGGGUCCUUGAAACCAUUGCCUAAAAAGCACAUUGACUGUGGUAUGGGCUUUGAGCGUUUGGUUUCAGUCAUUCAAAAUAAACGUUCAAACUACGACACUGACAUAUUUGUACCUCUUUUUGACGCUAUUCAUGUAGGAACAGGAUGUGCUCCAUAUGGAGGUAAAGUUGGAGCAGAAGAUGUUACCGGCGUAGAUAUGGCCUAUCGAGUUUUGGCUGAUCAUGCAAGAACUCUAACCAUUGCUUUAGCCGAUGGAGGAGUUCCCGACAAUUCCGGCCGGGGUUAUGUGCUACGUCGAAUUUUGCGCCGUGCCGUUAGGUAUGCUACAGAAAAAUUAAACGCAAAACCAGGAUUUUUCGCGACUCUCGUCUUUACAGUCAUUGAUUUACUUGGUGAUGCUUUUCCUGAAGUAAAAAAGGAUCCUCAGCAUAUUGUUGACAUUAUAAACGAGGAGGAGCAACAAUUCUUAAAGACACUUUCCAGAGGUAGAAAUCUCUUUAAUAGGACUGUUGCCAAACUGGAGAUGAAAAAAAUAAUUCCAGGUGACGUCACUUGGCGUUUGUAUGACACAUAUGGCUUUCCAGUAGAUUUAACUCAGUUAAUGGCCGAGGAAAGAGGUCUACAAAUUGAUAUGGAGGGCUAUGAGUCCGCAAAACACAAUUCCUAUAUUCUUUCUCAGGGAAAAGGUGCCAACAAAGUUGACGAGAUCAAUCUCGACGUUCAUGCCAUUUCCCAACUUAAGGAUAAAGGAAUUCCAGUUACUGACGAUAGCUUCAAAUAUUCAUAUGAUAGUGUAUCAGAUGAUCCUCAAUCUGAAUAUAAAUUUAAUUCGUGUACUGGAAAAAUUGUUGCUAUACGAUACAAUAAUGAAUUCGUACAAAAGGUUUAUUCUGGUCAAAAGGCUGGAAUUGUUUUAGAUAAAAACUAAUUUCUAUGCUGAAAG
Musca domestica (house fly) is the source of this 1782-nucleotide messenger RNA. Its product is annotated as alanine--tRNA ligase, cytoplasmic-like. The record is from RefSeq and is a predicted model, not a curated record. Gene Ontology annotation, biological process: alanyl-tRNA aminoacylation; tRNA modification. The transcript is spliced from 3 exons. Gene Ontology annotation, molecular function: ATP binding; aminoacyl-tRNA deacylase activity; nucleic acid binding. Bases 163 to 1767 code for a protein of 534 amino acids. Lineage: Eukaryota; Metazoa; Arthropoda; Insecta; Diptera; Muscidae. Gene Ontology annotation, cellular component: mitochondrion; cytoplasm.